AUGAAAGAGAGUACAAAUGAUUUGAUAAAGAAGUUGUUGAUUGACAAUCAGCAGCUCAGAACCGAUUUCAGAAAUCUUCAAAGGCAGAUGGGGCAGUUGGCAAUGAAUCAGAACACCAGACCUGCAGGCGCUCUCCCCAGAGAUACAGAAAAGAAUCCUCAAGUGAAUGCAGUUACACUCAGAAAUGGAAGAGAGCUGGAGGAAGUGCCAAAGAAAAGAAAAGACAAAGCCACACCCGAGGGGGGGUUGAUACCGAAGGAAACUCAUAAAUCGAAGAAUACUGAUGCAAUUCCAGAGCCAAUUCAAUUAAAUAUUCCACUUGUUGAUGUACUGCGUGAAACUCCAAAGUAUGCUAAGUACAUAAAGGAUGUAGUGGCUCACAAGAAAAGAUUGAAUGAAUUUGAGACAGUGGCACUUACUGAGGAGUGCACCUCAAGGGUCGAGAACAAGCUUCCUCAAAAGCUUAAGGAUCCUGGCAGUUUCACCAUUCCGGUGCGCAUUGGUAAUAUUGAUCUGGCUGAUAGAUCGAUAACACACCCCGAGGGUAUGAUUGAUGAUGUAUUGCUGCAAAUUGGAAAAUUUAUCUUCCCAACUGACUUCAUUAUCCUACAUUAUGAGGCUAACGAACUGGUCCCAAUCAUAUUGGGGCGACCUCUCUUGGCUACUAGUGAUGCAAUCAUUAAAGUGAGAGAGGGAAAAAUUAUUUUGAGGGUGGAUGAUGAGGAAGCAGUCUUUAAUGUGUACAAAGCAAUCCAACUCCCCCGACAUUAUGAGGAGCUCUCAAUGAUAUCCGUUGUUGAGGUUGAUGAGCAAAUUCUUGACACGAGUGUAUAUCUAGAGGACUCUCUAGAGAAAGCACUUAUGUUGUUCAAUAGCAUGGGAAACGAUGAGGAGGUUGAGGAGAUGAUGCACAUCCUGGAUACGUCUUGUGCUUACAUGCAUGGGAUACGCCCCUUUGAGCCCUUGAAUAGGCCAGAUGGGCCACCCCCCAAACCAUCAAUUGAGGAGGCACCAAAAUUGGAGCUCAAACCGUUGCCCCCUCACCUUCAAUAUGCUUAUUUGGGUGACUCUGACACCUUACCUGUUAUUGUUUAUUCUGAAUUGUUGCUUGAGAAAGAUAUCUCCUUCAAGUUCGAUGAUGCUUGUCUGAAAGAAUUUGAGGAUCUGAAGGGAAGGCUAGUGACUGCACCAAUUAUCAUUGCCCCAGAUUGGGAGCAACCCUUUGAGUUGAUGUGUGAUGCGA
Messenger RNA from Nicotiana attenuata, 1243 nucleotides. RefSeq lists its product as uncharacterized. The annotation marks the transcript as partial. The record is from RefSeq and is a predicted model, not a curated record. Lineage: Eukaryota; Viridiplantae; Streptophyta; Magnoliopsida; Solanales; Solanaceae. The transcript is spliced from 4 exons.